Messenger RNA from Plasmodium falciparum 3D7, 9612 nucleotides. RefSeq lists its product as uncharacterized. NCBI's taxonomy places the organism in Eukaryota, Apicomplexa, Aconoidasida, Haemosporida, Plasmodiidae. The record is from RefSeq and is a predicted model, not a curated record.
AUGAUAUAUUUUGAUAUACCCUCAAAAAAUAAUCUUUCAUAUGAAUAUUACGAUACACAAUCAUUAAUUGAUAACAAGAGGAUACAUUCAUUUUUGAAUAAUUCAUGUGCAUUUUAUAGUUUUCAAAAUAAAGAAAAAUGCAAACAAGAACGAUUUGAAGAAUAUUUGAAUUUUUUACAGCAAAAGAGUAAUAUUUACAACAACAAUAAUAAACAAAUUGAAAGAAAUGAAAACGAUUAUAAUGUAAUAAAAAAUAAAAUACAAUAUAAAAAAAAGGAAAACUACAAUAUAACCACGUAUAGUCAUUUUGUUCCUGAGGAAAACUUACAAGACAAACAAAAAAGACCAUAUACACAUAAUGAAUAUUAUAUGGAUCAUACUUAUAAUAAGCAACAUUUAAAUGAUAAGUAUCAUAAACAUAACAUACAUGAUAUUAAUAAUAAUCAUUAUAUAAAACAUAAAGAUCAUUUACAUGACACACAUUAUAUAUUCAAUAAACACAACAACGAAAAUAUAAAUAUAAAAAAAAAUAUUAAAGCACAUGUAUCUCAAUUACAUGUAUCAUAUAAAUUAAUCAAAAUAAAAAAUAUAUUAUAUAAAAUAAAUAUUCUCAAAAAAAAUACAUCCCUACAUAAACAUAAAACAUAUUCCUUUUUUAGAUUCAAAUUUUCUGCACUACAAGAACAAUAUGAUAAACAAAAAAAAAAAUCAAAAAAAAUAAAGAAACAACAGAAAAAAAAAAACAUGUACAAGAAUAAAAUAGGUAGCCAUACAAUGGAAAUUUUAAAUGUUUUAAGAAAUGAAUUACCUUUAUCUAAAGGGGAUUUUUCCAACAGAUAUUGCCAGAAUAAUGAUUAUGAAUAUGCUAUAGUCACCUCCAAUGAAGAAACACAUUUUUAUUAUACUAAUCAAGAAAAUGCAAAGACGACCAAACAAAAAAAUUACCAGCAUAUGAAAGUAAAAAUUCAAAUUUAUUCAAAUAUGAUACAAGAGAAGAAGAAUAAAGGAAAACAUGAUCAAAUUUACAAACCAAUUAUAAAUACUUUUGAACAAAAUAUUAAUUAUUUGGAUAAGAAAAAAAUAAAAACUAAAAAAAAUAUGGCAAAAGAGAAAUAUAAGAAAAAUGAAAAAUUGUUGAAUAAUUGCAUAGAAAAUUAUAAGAAUUGUAUGAAAUUAUAUAAACUUAGCGAAUUUAUAAUACAUAAUAUAUUAAACAAGAAACUUAUAUAUGAUGAACAAUCAAGACAUAUAUUACAAACUGAAUUUUUUAAAGUGUUUUUUUUUGUUUAUCUAGAAGAAGUAUAUUAUACCAUUAAAAAAAAAAAAAAUUAUACUAAUGAUUUUUUGUAUAAUUUUAACAAACGGAUAAAUAAUAAUAAUAAUAAUAAUAAUAAUAAUGCUUGUAGUAGUGGUAGUAGUAGUAAUGUAUGUAUUAAAUAUAUGAUAACAUAUAUUUUUCAAAAUAUGUAUCAUGGAAAAAACGAAUUAAAGGAUGAUACCAACGUGUUCAUAUUAAUAUAUAUAUAUAUUUUUUAUUAUAUAUAUUCUAUGUAUUUAAAAUAUAAAAUAAAUAAUCUUAACAUUCUUUCUAGAAAUAUAUUUUCAUUUAAUAAGGAUACAUUCAAUAUAUCAGAUAAACUUAUCUUGUUGUCAAAUAGUAUACAUCUCUUAGUACAUAAUAUAUAUAAAAUAUAUAUUGUGAACCAAAUAUGUAAAUAUUUUAUAUAUUUAAAAUUAAACCUAAUAAAUGAAUUAUUGUAUAUAUUUCCUUUAGAUAGUACCAAAAUUCAUUUUCUACCAUGCAAGUAUUAUGAAAAUAGUGAGCUUAUUUCUAUGCAAAAUUUAUAUCAAAUAUUGUUUUGUAUUCACUUGUUCAUAUUAUAUAUAGAAAAUGAAUUAAAAAUGAAGAAAUAUGAUAUUUCAUCAAGAUGUGAUCAUGCUAUAUUAUCAAAAAGAUGUUUAAAUCAUAUAUUAAAGAAUUAUUAUAAUAUAUUAGAAUAUCACAAUAUAACAGAAAAAAAUGGGACUAUAAACAAUAAUAAUAAUAAUAAUGAUAUACGUAAUAACUAUUUUGUUGAUAAAUAUUCCAUUUCAUGUCUUAUAUAUAUGAAUAUAUAUACUGAAGAAUCCAUUAUUAUAAAAUACAUUAUAACAAUUUUAUUUUAUAUUCAUUGCGAUUUAUUUUUCAAACAUAUUUCCUAUUUGGAAAAUAUGUACAUUUCAAAAACAAAUAUUUCUUUAUAUUGUUAUAAAGAGAGUCAUCAUAUAUCAUUAUAUAAUUAUAUAAAGAAGAUUAUUUCAUCUAUCUUUUUGUUUUGUUUUAUUUAUUCCGAAUUUGAUAUAUAUCAAAAUGUUAUAUAUUUUCCAAAACAUUUACACAAUAUUACACAUAUUUUACAUUUUUGUGAUGAACCAUAUAUAUCAUCAUCUUGCAUUCAAAGUAGUAUAUAUUUUUUUUUAUACAAAUAUAUAUGCUAUCAUUUUUUUAGUAUAUUCAUACAAAAUAUAUUAUAUAAGAUUAUGCAUUCGACCUCUCCAAUAAGACAUGAAGAAAAUGACCACAUUUUCUAUCCACUGUCAGUAUUAAAAAUAAUGAAAUGUUUUAAUUAUUAUUAUGAUUAUUUUUCGAACAUAUUUAUAAGGGAGAAUAUCAAAAUGAAUUUGAUUCUAAAGGAACGUUGCUUAAUUAUGAAGGAUAUAGAAAACAUAAAAAUCUUAAUUAUGCCAUUAACUUAUAAUAUUGUAUGUAACAAUAUGUAUAAUUAUGGCCAUAUGGAACAUGAUCAUUUUAUUGUAUUAUAUAAUAAAUAUACAACAUAUAAUAUAUUACAUUAUAAGGAUCAUAUUAAAUUAUUUUACCCAUCCAAUUUUUAUAUGUUUGUAAAUGAAGAAGACAAUAUAAACAAAACUGAAGAUGUAUUUGUAUCGAAAUACUUCAAAAUAAAAAAAAAAUAUAUUGAAAAAAACGCAUUAGGAAAAAGAAAUUCUAUUGUAUGUAAAAUGAAAAAGGAAAUGAAACUUUUGAUUAAUUAUAUUAUAUAUUAUUAUAAUGAAUUAAUUUUUAAUUAUUAUAUAUAUUAUAUUUUACCAUAUGAAAAAAGAUUAUUGUUCUACAAAAAAAAUGAACAAACAAAUAUAAAAAUCUAUUAUAAUUACGUUUAUAAAUAUAAAAAUUUAAUAUCACCACAUAUAUUAAAUGUAUGUACAAAGAUAAAGCAUGAUAAGAAUAUAUGUAAAUAUGUUACUAAAAUAUAUAAUAAUAAUAAAAUUAUACGUAUAUAUACUACAUGUAAUAUACACAAAACUGAUCUAUCUUAUAUAUAUUUAAAAAUUUGUGAUUGCUUUAUCAAGCAAACAAACAAGAAUUUUAUGACAAAAAGUAGAAAUCCUGAUAAAUGUGCUACACUAAUUUUGUGUGCUUGUGAACAAAAAAAAGGGUACAAAAAAAAACAGAUUUAUGAAAAUGUUAUUUCAUUGAAGGAUAUAUUUACAAAGAUUUGCAAACAAUGGGAUAUUAUUAAAAAGAAGGAAAAAGACAUCACGCUAUUUAAUAAUAGUAGUAUGGUAAAUAUAUAUGCUGAAAGGGAUAAUAUGCGCGUACAAGUUUCCAAAGAAGGGAGCGAUAAGAAAAAUAAUAAUAGAAAACGUAGUAGUGGAAGUUGUGAUAACAGCAAUAAUAAGAACAAUAAGUGUUACAACAAGAAAAAUAAUAAUAAAAAUAAAAAUAAUAAUAAUAAUAAUUAUAAUAAUAAUUAUUAUAAUAAUAACAACAAUAACAACAACAACAACAAUAACAACAACAAUAAUAAUAGUAAUAAUAAUCCAAAUGAUGAUAAUAAUGAAGACGACAAAAACAAUAGUAAUAAAAACACGGACAAUAAUAACAAAAAUAAUAAUAUUAAUAAUAAGAAGAAAAGACGAAAAAGAAAUAAUGACGAUAAUGACAAACAAAUAAAUAAAAGAAAUAAAAAUAUUAAUAAAAAAGCUACAACUGGUAAUAUAUAUAAAAAAAAAAUCAACACCAAAAGAAAAAAUAGUCAAAGGGAUAAAUCAAAUAUGAAUAUAAUUAAAAAGGAACAAAAUGUAACAUCCAAGGAAAAUAUUAAUCAUGAUAUUAUUCAUAUACAAAAGAAUAAAAUAAAUGAAAGAGAUAAUAUAAAAGCAAAAACUCUACAUAAUAAUAUAACUGAACAAAAGAGGGAAAAUAAAAAUAUUCAACAAAAAAAAGAUAAUAAUAAUACUAUUCAACAAAAAAAAGAAAACAACACUAAUGAACAAAAAAAAGAUAAUAAUAAUACUAUUCAACAAAAAAAAGAAAAUAAUAAUACUAUUCAAGAAAAAAACAGUGAAAAUAAUCUUAACAAUUCUAAUCGUAAAGAAAUUUUAGAAGAUAUUUUAUUUUGUUGUAGUGCAUUAAAUGAAUAUUCAGCUUAUAUAAAAACUUUAGAUUAUGAUAUAAAAUUUGGUAAUAUAUACGUUAAAUUAAAAAAGAAAUUAAGUUCUCAAAAUAAAUGUCAAUUCGAAGUAUAUGAAGCUGAAAUUGUGGCAGUUGAUAAUUUCUGUAAUUUCCUAUAUCCAAAAAAGGAAAAUUUUGAUAACUUUUUUUAUGUUUUAAAAAAAUAUAUUAAUAAUUAUGAUUAUCUAAAAAUCAGUGCAAACAAUUUAGAAGGAUUGAAUACGAAUCCAGAAAAUGCAUAUGCUAACGCAAUUAUAGACAUUGAUGAAAAUAAUAUACAUGAUUUUAUAAAAACUUGUGAGGAUUUAAAUGCUAUUUUUAAAUAUAUAGUCGAUGGCAUUUUGCAGUCUCAAAAUUCUUUUAAUCAAAAUGUACCUUUCCCUACAAAAAAAAAUAAUACAAAUAAUGUAAAUACACAUCAAAAUAUGAUAUCUUUUAAUAUGAAAGAUAAUAAUAGUAAUAUACAAUUUAAUAAUGAAAAUAUAUGUUCUACUUCGAAUGAACAUUUAAAGAAUGGCGACAAAGAUUUGGAAUUAUUGAAAAACAUAAAUCAAAGUCUACAUAUGGAAGAAGAAAAAAGGAAAGAAAUUAAUAAUAUUCAUACUAAUGAUAAUAUGAACAAGAUUAAUUGUAAUAAUAAUAAUAAUAAUAAUAAUAAUAAUAUAGGAAGUGUUGUAAAUAAUAAAAAUAAUGUAAAUGAUAUGUAUAGUUCAAGAAUAGUUAAUAUACAAAAAAAUGCUAUUACCGAUAGUAAUAUAGUAGAAACAAAUUCUUUCAAUAAAGAAAAUAAAUCUAUUAUAAGUACAGAUCAUAAUUUUAUUAAUUCAAAUUUCCAUUAUACAAGUGUAAAAAAAAAUUAUAAUCAAAUCAAUUCCAAUUUGUUAAAUAAUAAAAAUAGUACUGCAAGCUGUUCUGUUGUAAAAAAAGACCAAAAAAGAGAAAGUUUCAGACCCAAUGAAAGUAUUGGACCUGUCAUCUUAAAAACAACCAAUAGCAGAAUUAUAGAUAAUGACAAAAAAGAAAAAGAUCAUCCUAUCAACAUUUUUAAUAAUAGUACAUUUAAUAAUCUCAACCUUCUUAAUGAGGAAAAUUUUGCUAACCUUCAAAAUGGGCCAUUUAAUUCUAACAUGAUACAUAAUGCACAAAUUAUAAAUCAUGCCGACAUAUCAAAUAAUCACAAUGUAGUCAAUAAUCAAAAUGUAGCAAAUUAUCAAAAUGUAGUAAAUUAUCAAAAUGUAGCAAAUUAUCAAAAAAUAUCGAAUAAUCAUAAUAUGUCUCAUAAUAUAAAUAAUACCGAACAAUUAUUUGAUAAUGUUCUAUUUAGCGAAGAUAUAUUAUGCCAACACCUAAUUGAAGCAACAAGAAAAGUUAAUUUUUUAAAAAAUUUUGGCUAUAAAUCCUUGUAUGAUAUUUUGAAAGAUAAAUAUAGACGCUAUCUAUUAGAAAAAAUGAAUAUAGAAUGUACUACUUUGUAUAAUAUUAUUAAACAUAUAACGAAAUAUAAUUAUAUUAAUGAUUCAAUAAAUAACCCAUUUACUAUAUAUCACAGAACUAUUAAUAAUAUUUCAAAUAAUAAAUUUGCUAUCAAAAUAUUGAAUAUUCAUUCAUGUAAUAUAUAUAAAUUAAAAUAUAAAGUACAUAGUUUAUUAUCAGAAGGAAAACAACUCAAAAAUGUCAACACAGAAAUUGCAGAUUAUAUAAAAAAUCAUUAUUUGUUAAGAAAUAGAUAUAAAUUUACUAAAGAUAUAAAAGAAGUAAUUACUUAUAAAAAUAAUGUAACCAGUGAGAAAAAAAAUAAUGAGAAUAUCUUUAAAAAUUAUACCAUUCCAAAUGUUGUACAGAAUAAUAUUCAUAUUAAUAAUAAUAUAAAUCAAAAUGGAUAUAAUAACUCAGAUUAUAACAAUCUUAUGAAAAAUCAUUUUUUCGAAGAAUAUCAGAAGGUACAAAAAAAUUCAGAUAUACCUACAGAUCAAAAAAAUAUUAAUGAUCAUGAUAAGAAUCGUAGCUCCGAUAAAUCUCACAAUAAUAAUAAUAGCAAUAUUCAUAAAAUUAAUAUGGCACUACAAAAUUAUUUGUUGCAAAAUCAUUUUACACAACAUAUAUGUAAACAAUGUCUAAACACAUUUUAUGAUGAAAAGGAAAUCUCCCUUUUUUACCAACUAAAUGAAAUUGCAAAUAAUUUCAUUGAUCAAAUGUGUAUUCCUACAAGUCGUAAUAAUAUAUCAUCAAAUGGACGUUCCUCCAAGAAAAGGUUGGGGGGAGAUAGCAAUAAUGAUAAUGUAGCUACUUCUAAAAAUGCAGAAAGUUCUGAAAAAAAUCAAGACCAAAUAAAUACAAAUAAAAUGCAUCCAGAAAUAAAGAAAAGUAGAAAAGGAUCAAGAAGAAAUAGCAAAAAUAGAGCAAAUACACAAAAUAUUGCAUCACGGGAUAUACACAAAUUGAAUGAAGAAAACAAAAAAACUAACAACGAAGUAUCCAAAUCUGAAAAAUAUAAUAAUCAUAAUAAAAAUAACAAGAAAUCUCAAGGGGAUAAAAAUAUGCAUGGAGUUCAUAAAGAUAGAAAAAAAGAAGAUAAUAUAAAAGAAAAAAAAAACAUAAAGGAGAGUAAGAAGGAAUAUACUUGUGAUUCUAUGAAAAAUGUCAAUAAUGAGAAAUCAAAUAUUUUAAAAGAAACCAAAUUAAUAAACAAAAAUAAUAAACUAAUAAAAAAUAAAGAGAAUAUACAAAAUGUACAAAAUGUACAAAAUAAUAAGGAAUAUUUUAUAAAAUCAAAUGACAUUAAUAUAAAUCAAAAUAUAUUUGUGGAUAAUAAGCCAAUACAAAAAAAUAUCCAUUCUAAUAUAAACGAAAUAUUACCUAAUUUCUGUCCGCGUUACACAGAAAAUACAUCCUCGUUUUUUAAUCAACUUUGUAAUGUUGCAAUACGUAAUUCUUUACAUAACCAAGCAAUGAAGCAGAUAUCAUAUGAUAAUAGAACGAAUGAAAUGUUUUCUUAUGAAGCAUUUAAUUUUUAUAUAAAUCAUAUGAAAAAUAUAAAAUAUUAUUUGUGCCCAGCAUGCAAAAAUAGAAAGGAAGAGUAUUACAAAUAUGAUAUAAACGAUAAAAAGGGUACUAAGGUUUUUGGACAAAUAUAUGAUACUUAUGAAGAAUAUGAAAAAUAUAUAUCAAAUGAAAUAAGAAGAAUACGAUAUAAUUCUAUACCCAAAUAUUUAUGGUCAUCUGUUGGAAUUACUAAGGAUAAUGAAGAAGUGUUAGGUGUCGCUAUGCAAUUGAUUGAAGGAUGUACCUUAACAUAUAUUAUACAAAAGCUAAAAGGAACAGACAAUAUAAAUUAUGGAUACUUCUUAUUAGAUAUAGCUAAGAAAUUAGUAAAACAAUUAAAAAUAAUAUGUGAAACUAUACAUAAUCCAAUCAUUAAUUGGGAUACGAAACCAGGAAAUGUAAUGGUACAAUAUCAAAUGAAAAAUUCAAAACUUACAUGUAAAAAUGUUACUAUUAUUGAUAUUGGUGAUGCUUUACCAGGAAAAGCCUUUUAUUUCCCAACAAAUCCUUCUUACUAUGAAAAGAUUAAAAUGAACAAUUGCCAGAAAAACUUUAAUAAUUUCUUAUAUUAUGUUAUAUGUACUAAAGGAUAUUGUUCACCUGAAUGUGCUCUUUUAGUUUUCUUAUUAUCUUCAUUAAAUAAAUCUGAUCAAUUUAGAAAAUCCUGGUAUGGGCAAGAUUCAAACAUUUUCCAUAUUAAUAAAACAAAACAUUUGAGAAUUAAAUAUAGAUGGAAAAAAUUAUUAGAACUCCGUUAUAUACAACCAAUAAUAAAAAAAAAUGAACCUUAUUUUUAUCUUCAUGAAAAUGUCAUAAAAGGAACUACAAGUAAAUGUGAAAAGUGUCUUAAUCAUGAAUCUUUUGAUGAUUCAAGUAGCAUAAAUAAUAUAUCGGAUAACCAAAGAUCGUCCUUUUCUAAGAAUGAUGUAAAUAUGUAUAUGAAUUCUGGUACUCAAGCAUUUUACAAAGGUGUAGAAUGUAAUAUGGGAUACACUACUAAUGUGAAUAAUGUAAAUAAUGUAAAUAAUGUGAAAAAUGUAAAUAAUGUGAAUAAUGUGAAAAAUGUAAAUAAUGUGAAUAAUGUGAAAAAUGUAAAUAAUGUGAAUAAUGUAAAUAAUGUAAAUAAUGUAAAUAGUGUGAAUAAUGUAAAUAAUGUGAAUAGUGUAAAUAAUAUAAAUAAUGUAAAUUAUUUGAGUAACAUGCAAAAUGGAAUAAGUGCUGAUAAUUUAAUCCAUAUGAACAAUAAUAAUCUUAAUAAUAUUAUAACCGCUCAUAACCAAGGCACAGAUAUAAAAUAUGAUACAAAUAAAUCAUAUGACAAUAGCACAAUUCCUCGCGAAAAUAGUUGCCCAAACUCUUCAAACGAAAACGUAAAUAAUUUAAUUAAUAAUAAUGAUAAUAAAGAUAGAAUAAAUAAAAAGAAUAGUAAUAGCACGAACAAUACUAAUAGUAGUAAUGAUAAUCUCAGUAAUUAUAAUAAGAAAGAAAAAAAACUUCUAAAUGAAGAUAUAGAUGAUGCUUUAGAAAAUUAUUAUUUAUAUAAUGUAUGCACACAUGAUAUUAAAGACGAAGGAGAAAAUGAACAUUAUUCAGAUAGUGAAGAAAUAAAACAAUAUUUUUCUGAAAAAGAUAAAAUAAUAAAAGAUAUCGAAAAUAAUUAUAAUGAUGAAAAAAAGAAAAAGAAAAAAAAAGAAUAUGACGGAUAUAAAUUACAUAAUAUAGAUACAUGGAUCAUUAAAUUUACAUCGAAAACAACCAUAUUUAGUGUUGGUCUAGUAUUAUGUCAAUUAUUUGGUGGACAUAAUUUAUUAAAUAUUGUUAAUAAAAAUGAAGUUAAAGUAGUUGAUGUACUAUGUGAAUGGAAUUGUAAAAAUAGUUCAAAUAUUUAUUCAGAAGAUCCAAAUAUUACUAUAGAUGAUUUAUUACCAAACAAAGGAAUCUUUUCUAAUGAUAUGUGGAAAAGUAAAAUUAAAGUUAUCAUAGAAAAAUGUUUACAAUUUAUACCUUCUAGAAGAUGUACAUUUAAAGAAUUAUAUGAAGAUAUUAAAAAAUUCCAAGAAGAUUAUGAGGCAUAUUAUAAUAUUAACGCUAGCGAAUCCACCACAACCCAAUAG